AUGGGUGCUCAGUGCUGCGUCCCUGAGAGCAGCAGCAGGCCUGGGAGCGAGGGUGAGGUGCUGAGCCCCAGGCUCUCCUUGCUGGCUCCCUUGUUUGUUGAGGAACCUGUCUCUGGUGUUGGUGUAGGUUCUGGGACUGCUGGUCUGGACGGGCUGAUCGGAGCGGAGGAGAGGGUGAUCAACAGCAAGAACAGGAUGAGUGACAAUGUGGUUAUUGAUGAGACGCUGGAUGUUAAAGAGGUCAUUUUCAAUGCAGAGAGUCUCAGCGGUGUGGAUGAGGACUUGGUCUCCUACAGGCCCCUGGGAGAAUUUAGCUUCAGCAGCAGUACCCUGAUUGGCCUGCUGGUGAUCGCCGUGGCGAUCGCUACGGUGAUUGUGAUCAGCCUGGUGAUGCUGAGGAAGAGGCAGUAUGGGACUAUCAGCCACGGGAUUGUCGAGGUGGACCCCAUGCUGACUCCUGAAGAACGCCACCUCAGUAAAAUGCAGAACCACGGGUACGAGAACCCUACUUACAAAUACCUGGAGCAGAUGCAGAUCUGAGUGCCCCAGCCACAAGAGGGCGCCCUGGAGGAGAGGGGAGGAUAUACUACUGACAAAUAACAAUACUGCUCGCUUCCAGUGGGUCACACUCUGAAUCUGGUUCCAGUGUGGCUCAUUUUCAAGUAAUUAUCUAACAACUCCUGUAGAGCAGACAACUCCAUUUUCUUUUAUGUACAAAACGUAACAAGCUUUUAAAGACGAGAGAAACAAAUUAAUAAUGAGAAGAUUCGUGGUCUUCGCGACGUUUUGAUCUGAUGUAAUUUUUCCUUUUGUAAAAAAAACAAACAAAAAAAACAACAAACAGCGAAUUGCAAAUAAUUGGUAGUCUUGAAAAUGCAGCCUUUUGGUUUUUACGUGAUCACUUAACCUGUAAUAAUUAUUCGAAGAUGUUGAUUUUUUCUUUGUAAUGGACUGCUUUUACAUGAAGGUUAUUUGUACUGAUUUUAUGUAGUGGGGGGAAAAAAAAAUCAUUUUUUUUCUGUUCUAUGCUAAUAUGACAAAAAAAAGAUAUAUAUUAGUGUUUUUUUUUCUUUUUUUUUCUCCUCAUACCAAUAAUCGGCUUCUCUUCUUGAGUAGUGAUUUAGGCAUUGUACAGCAGCCUAGUGGAGGAUUCAGCGAGAUUUAAACAGGUCUCUGAUUCGAAGGAUACUUUGGCAUUGACCCCUCCCAGCUUGAGACAUUAACCCUCAACACUUAUACCCCACCCCCUUUCCCAAGAAAACAAACCCAAACGUGUGUGCAGUUGCCCUGCCCAGUCCCGCCUUGUUCACUCCCUGUGCCACGCAUUCUGCACCUCCUUACUAAGACUGCAUGAGACCAGCAUUACACAGCUGCCGUGACCCUGACCAGCGUGGUGCAUUGCGUUUCCUGUGUGUUCUGAGAGCCUGCCACUCUCCAGAGCUGCAGCCCACUGGACACGCACGCGCGCACACACACACACACACACGCAGACGCACGUCUCCCAUGAUGUCCCACUAAGUAACUUAAUAUCAUGGCCCCCAAAAAUAAAUAUACUCUCGUCCGUUGAUUAAUUUGAACCCGUCUGUGUGUUUGGCUCCUGCCAAUGUUCUUGUGUUGCCAGUGCUGUGGACACACAUGCUGCAUUACACCCCCCCCCCCCCCCC
Polyodon spathula (Mississippi paddlefish) is the source of this 1664-nucleotide messenger RNA. RefSeq names its product amyloid-like protein 2. Bases 1 to 540 code for a protein of 179 amino acids. The record is from RefSeq and is a predicted model, not a curated record. Gene Ontology annotation, biological process: axonogenesis; central nervous system development. The transcript has 5 exons. Gene Ontology annotation, cellular component: membrane. Lineage: Eukaryota; Metazoa; Chordata; Actinopteri; Acipenseriformes; Polyodontidae.